UUUACCUGUUUUUGUUUCCCAUUUCUCCAGCUGUGUGCCUUGCAGCUGUGGCAGGCGAGGGAUGUGGGUGAUGUGUUAUCAGGGGGGCUUUUCAGAUGCCGCGAUAGCAGAUAGCAGCCGCCCGCCAAGGAAAAACGUUUAUAUCUGCCCACAUUUUUCGCGCGCUUCCCGAACACAAAAUAUUUUGACAAAACCAAAUUACUAUAUUUCGUUGGGGUCAUAAGAAGGUACAUUGCACUUCUGACGAAGUAAUUUAUCAAAAAAAGUAAUGCAUCCAUUUUUGAAAAGCGCGGCUAAACUACAGUGCUGACUCGAUGUUUUUGCGUGACUUUACGCGUGUCUAUGAGUCACAUCACACGUUAAUGUCGAGAGUUGGGACAAACGAUUUGUUUGUUGAUUGCAUCAAGUAUGUUAAACUGUGACGUUUUUCACGUGAGCGAUAAUCAGAUCACAAAACGCCUUUACCGCUUCAAUGUGCUGUUGCUAUAUUUGUAGAACUGACCUUACGUAGAAGUAGGACACGUUUACGUAUCUUUACAGCAGCCUGUGACACGCCUUGAAAAAAAAAAUGAUUACAACAUGUGGAAAAAUAAUGUGAGGUUGUUAUUAUCACAACAAAUCAUGGGUUGAUAUGGAUUACAUCGUUUAGUCUGUGGAGAUGGAAUGCAAAAAUUAAUUUCAUCCCUUUUACAACUCUGUGGCGUUACAUUUCUAGUCGGCCUAGUGUCCACUCAAGAUUUUGGACGUAAAACUAUCAAACUAGUCAAGAAAUAACCUUGAAUUUUAGUCUUCCGGGUGGAAUUAACUCUGUUAUAACAUUCAUCAGUGAUGGAAUCUCCUGUUGAGUACUCAUUGAGAGGACCCACUAGGCAGUCAAAGAGAAUUGCGCAAGCUAAUGCCAAGUCAAAAGUCACUGAAGCAACUUAUAGUGGAGAAAAUGAAUUUUCUGAUUCUAAAAUCUUGGUCCACGAUAAUGUGGUAGAUUUUGAUAGCUCGACUGCUGGAAUGUUCCUCAAUGUUGAUGUUAAGGUUGAGAUGGAGCCAGAAGAAUUAUACGAAGAAGACAGUAAUGGUGAUGAAAAUGAUAAAUUGGACGAUAGCACUUCACAACCGCUGGAGGAUUCUUCAAGAGCUAAAGCGAUUGUUGCAAAGCUGGCUCAGAAACUCAACUCUAAAUUGAAUGCUGAAUUUACUCCGCGGUCUACUGAUUCACUUUUGGCCUGUCUAGAACCAGAGGUUUCUGUUGCCACAGAGGGUACCAUCACUUCAGGUAGCGUAUAUGUGUGUCCGUGGUGUCCCUUAACAUCAGCACUUCCAGAAACUAUUGAAGAGCACAAAAAAAGAUACCACCCUGCACCUUCUGGAGAACCUGAAGUAUCUUCUCAGUCUCCUCAUAUCUGUGAAGUGUGCGGCAAGGAGUUUGCAAGAAGCUGGCACCUCAAGCGUCACUUUAUCAUACAUUCAGGUGAGCGCCCUUUCAUUUGUGUAGAUUGUGGGGACACAUUUGUUACAGCAGGAGACCUAUCUUUUCAUCAUCAAAAAGAUCAUGCUCCUUUUUCAUGCAAAUUUUGCCCUGAAGUUUUUGCGGCCAAAGGGUAUCUUAAAUUACACAUGAAAAUUCACAAAAGUGCAUCUGGUAGACUUUGGAGGUGCUUUGUUUGUGACAAACAGUAUGAUUCAAAGAGUGUUCUUAUUGCUCAUCAGAGCACCCAUGCUAUGCUGAGUUCAAUCAUGAAAGGCUGCUGUGAACAGUGUGGGAAAUCAUUCAAAUCAGUUGUUGAUUUGGAAAAUCACAUGAAAUCUCAUACAGUUAUACAUGCCUGUCCUUUGUGCAAUAAAUCGUUCAAACAGAGCAUUACCUUGACAGAACACAUGCGUAAUCUACACAAAGUUGAACCUCCUGGGAAACCAGGUAAAAUGUCUGCACUCUUUGUGUGUCUUCAAUGCCAAAGAGAGUUUGAUAAUAUUCUAUCUCUGAAACAACAUUUGCAAAUGCAUUCUUGGGCAAAACCCUGCAAAUGCCCUGAGUGCGGGGAUAGUUUCCGAGGGGCAAAUGAUUUGAAGGUACACAUGCGUGUUCAUACUGGAGAGCGCCCAUUUGAAUGUCCUGAGUGCGGUGAACGUUUCACUCAAAAAGGAAACUUAAAUGUUCAUAUCAGAACACAUACAGGUGAAAAACCUUUUGAAUGCCAAAUAUGCGGGCGUUGCUUUCUAAAGAGUAGUAACUUAAAGGAGCACCAUAAAGUGCAUCAAGAUAAAGGUAAAAGAGAGAACAUUAAGGAAGAAAAAGUUGUGCAGGAUGUAAUGAGUGUACAAGAUCUACUGGCCCCAAAAAAACUACCUGAAAUGGCUCAAGAAUCUAAGUCUUUUCGAGCCUCUAUUGCUGGUAAGUUAAUGAAAACAGGAUUUGCUGCUCUUCCAAAACAGGCAUCUGAAAGUUUCAAACAAAAAAUUGCCAACAAACUGAUGAAAACAGGAUUUGUACCUCAAAAUACUGCAUCAAACAACUUUGGAGACACUAUUGCUGAACGAUUGAUGAAAGCAGGAACACUGUCUUUUGAUAAUGGCAAUAUAUCUCUAAGACUCCUUUAAGUGUCAGGACUCUUUGAAAAUUGAUUCUUUGUGGGUUUUUUCUUCCUUUUUUUUUCGAUUUUGCAGACAUAGUUUUUGAUGGGGAUUAUAGCACUGCCUAUUGCCUAUUGUGAAAUACCCACUCCUGCUCAAAGUCAUUUUUUUUUUUUUUUUUUUUUUGAGUCAUUGUAGAUUAUAGAUCUACCUUCAUGUAGAUAGUAUUGAGUCAUUAUGUUCUAAUCUUGUAUUUGUUCAGUGAAAAAUGUCUAAAUGCUUUUUCUGUUAUUCUCUCAAUGGUAUCACAAUCAGUAUCAAUGUUAUACCUGCAGAACAACAUUUUAUAGGGAUUCACUUGUUCAUUGUAAUAGGGAUUCCCCCAAUCCUUUUAUUUCUUUGUUACAUUUGCAGCACCGUUUCUGGUCAGCUUUUACAAAGUAAGUUCUAGUUAUAUCAUGACAGACUGUUAUGUCAUUUAUAGUUUCUAUCACAUAAAUCUAUGUUUAUGUCUUUCUUUUUACAUCUGCAAAAAGAUAUAGGAUAAAAUUUCAAAGAAAUUAAAAGACUUGUAUGGUACAUGGUUGUAGUGUGGUUGUAGUUACCAAUAUUGAAUUUUUAAAAUGAACUGUUUUCAUACACAAUUAUUGUUGAUGUUAAAAUUUUGUCUUUUGACGUGUUUAACUUUAAGUCAGAGUGCUGUUUCUUUAUACAAUUUUAUAUUUCUAUGAAAGUCUAGUUUCUGUUAUUCUUGUCAGAAUCUGUUGAAACCAAAAUGUAUAUCCAUAUGUUUAAGUUUAGAAGUGUGUAAAGCAAAAAAAAUAUGUAAGGUGGUGUUAGUUAUUCCUUGUUUAACUUUUCUUUUAUGUUUUGUUUAUACAUUUGUCUUCUAGUUCUUGUAGUCUUUGGGGUUUCAUAUAUUUUUUUUGCUUGUGGAGAGUUUUAUUAGACUGAUCAGUACAAGGUAUAUUUGUACAGCUACUAUGAAGAGUUUAUACUCUACAUUUGAUGUGGAGGCAAUGUUAAAUUGGUUCAUGAUCUGCCAUAUAAUCAUUUUGUGUGUAAAAGUUCAAUUAUUUUGUACUGGUAAUUUUUUUCUGGAUGGAAUGAAUUAGCCAUUAAACUCACUUCCUUUA
Frankliniella occidentalis (western flower thrips) is the source of this 3701-nucleotide messenger RNA. Its product is annotated as gastrula zinc finger protein XlCGF57.1. The record is from RefSeq and is a predicted model, not a curated record. The transcript is spliced from 4 exons. Gene Ontology annotation, molecular function: RNA polymerase II cis-regulatory region sequence-specific DNA binding; DNA-binding transcription factor activity. Gene Ontology annotation, biological process: regulation of transcription by RNA polymerase II. Bases 829 to 2592 code for a protein of 587 amino acids. NCBI's taxonomy places the organism in Eukaryota, Metazoa, Arthropoda, Insecta, Thysanoptera, Thripidae.